Molecule: messenger RNA, 2849 nt
Organism: Anopheles merus
Lineage: Eukaryota; Metazoa; Arthropoda; Insecta; Diptera; Culicidae
Product: serine palmitoyltransferase 1-like
Exons: 7
Coding region: 454-1863 (469 amino acids)
Biological process (GO): sphingosine biosynthetic process; ceramide biosynthetic process
Cellular component (GO): endoplasmic reticulum
Molecular function (GO): serine C-palmitoyltransferase activity; pyridoxal phosphate binding
Source: RefSeq, a predicted model, not a curated record
CGGGUAUCCGGUUGCCAACUUAAAGGUUAAAUGGCUUUCAUGGCUUUCAUUUACCUCAAAACUCAUCGAACACACGUUGGAGCUGUGACCGCUACCUUAGGAAAUGACGUGCCGUGUCAAAUAUCUGCUCACUGGAUAGUUUCAGGCCCGACUCCGCUGAUGUGACACCGCUUAGCAAUUUCUUCUUCGGGCGCGGAGCUGUGGUAAAAAAAGGUCGUGCAUAUUUUCACCAGAUGCUGGCGUAGAACAUCUCUUGUGGCGGAAAACGUGAAAAGAAUCACGGUCUCGCUAGUAAAUGCUAGUUUUCUACAGUACUGGACAUCUUCUACCAAGCGUCCGUACUGAAAUCGCUGAGUUACGGUGGAUAUUUAACCCGGAGUGCUGGUUGUUAGCUAACAACGGGUCUCACAACCAAUUGCGGGUCAAGUAACGAGUAUUGGAACAACGCACAAAAUGGUUAACACACCGUACAUAAUCAAUGAAAUUUACGACAUUCUUCAGAAGUCCUCCCCGUUUGAAUUGACAUUGGAGGCCUUGCUGGCAUUGGGAGUAAUAUGGAUAGUUUUUUACAAACGCACGACAAAGAAGAUGCCCAUGUCAGAAGAGGAAAUUCUUGCACGGUGGACACCGGAACCACUCGUGGCAGAGGUACCACAGGACCAUCCAGCGCUGAAAACAAAGAUUGUCGAGGGACCAGUCGGUAAAAUGGUAAAUGUAAAUGGCAAAGAGUGCAUCAACAUGGCCACACACAACUAUCUCGGGCUGGCAGAGGACGAAGACAUUAAGCAAGCGGCGAUAAAGAGCUUGCGAAAGUACGGUGUCGGUUCUUGCGGUCCGCGCGGAUUCUACGGUACAGUCGAUGUGCAUCUCGAGCUCGAAGAACGGUUGGCGAAAUUUAUGAACGUGGAGGAAGCUGUAGUGUAUUCGUACGCGUUUUCCACUAUAGCUAGUGCAAUACCGGCCUAUUCGAAGAGGGGAGAUUUGAUUUUCGUUGACGAGUGUGUUAAUUUUGCUAUUCAAAAAGGAUUGGACGCUUCACGAAGCAAGAUUUUUUACUACAAACACAACGAUAUGGACGAUUUGGAGCGAUUGCUUCAAAAGCAACAGAUUGAAGACAAGCGUAAUCCGGCAAAAGCUAAAAAGACGCGACGUUUUCUGGUAGCCGAAGCCAUCUAUAUGAACACGGGUGAAGUUUGCCCCCUGCCUCGGUUGGUGGAAUUACGAGCUCGUUACAAACUACGCCUUUUCUUGGAUGAAAGCAUAUCUUUCGGUGUGUUGGGAGAUAGUGGACGUGGGUUGAUUGAGCACUGCAAUGUCGAUAAAACGGAGGUUGAUUUGGUAUCGGCUGGGCUAGAAUGGUCAGCCGCAACUAUCGGUGGCUUUUGUGCCGGUUCCUCGUUCAUCGUGGAGCAUCAGCGGCUCUCCGGAUUAGGGUAUUGUUUCUCUGCCUCACUACCACCCUUGCUUGCACAGGCUGCCAUCAGUGCGCUGGAUCGAUUCGAAAGCAACCCACGAAUAUUCGUGGAACUAAGAGAACGCUGUCGAAUGGUUUCAGACAAACUUUCUCAACUGAAACACUUCCAAUCAAGAGGUGAUCCACUAUCUCCAGUGAAGCAUUUAUAUCUAAAACACAAACAUGAAAGCUGGGUGCAUGAAAAGAUGCUUCUGGACGAGAUAUCUACUGAGUGCAUCGACAACGGUUUGGCGGUGAUAGCGGCAGAAUAUUUGGAAACCAUGGAAAAGCAUUGCCCAAGGCCAAGUAUUCGAUUAACGGUUAAUCGUUUGCUAACGGAAAAGGAAAUAGACGAUGCUUUCCGAAUUUUAGAACAUGUUUCAGAGAAAGUUUUUGCAAGUGCGGGUUAAAAUAAGGAUGGUAAGAUAUUUCCACUUUAUGAUGCUAUCGGUGACAUAAGCUCACGUACACAUAACACAAAUUGUUGCGUACCAGGGGGCUUACAGAGCUACACAUACCUUCCUAUUCUCCUCCUAUUUGAAACAAUGAUCAAAAAGAAUUACGAAUAAAAUUAUCAUAAAUGGCCCCUUGUAAACAGGUGCAGCAAAUCUGUGACCCUUCGUCCUGGUUGGGUCAUUAUAAGCAUCUCCAAAUGCACAAUGUAAUUUGUUGGGUGGUUUAAUCAUAUUAUUGCGUAAUCCGUGAAACAUAAACAAAACCCCGGAAGAGAAAAUGUCACGAAUUAUUUUUUUAAUGAUUACAAAAGAAUUGAAAAGCAACUUCUCCUGGCUUGUGAUCAAACUACUAUGACAAAAAACUAGCGCAGCCAGAAUACUAGCCAGAAGGCGCCAUUGCUGUAAGAAACAAAUAAUGCCGCAUCUAUAUUUUAGUUAAUUUUCGUUAGACACAUUCAUCCAGCAUUGUAUGGAGAAGGUUGAACCUUUUGUGUAUGGUUAUGUUGAAACAUGUUCACGAUUUCUGUUUUAAGCGCGUAUGUCAAUGUAUAUUUUCCGAUGCUUUCCGUCAAACUAUCUAGCUUUUACCACUAUUUUGACAGCAUGUCAUUCGUAACAGCUUAUAGUCUAAUAGUCAACAAUAAGUUUGCAAAUUAAAGUAAGUUUUGUUAACAUAAUCCCCUGAUGACUUUGUAUGCGAAUGUACAAAACAUGCAAAACAACCAGCACCACCAGUAUCUUUGAUAGUAUGUAGACAUUUGCUUUAGAUUUUUAAGAGAUCAGGAGGGUCGUGUUCAUGCGAAUCUAGAAUUAGAUGGAAGUGUGCGGUAAACACAGCGGGCUAGACAACACUGGAAAGGACGCCAAGUAAUGCUAGUAUUAUUAAACAAAAGCGUAACCCGAAAAUAACCCGCAAAUAUGGCAUAUUUCCGAAAUGAAAA